AUGGAAAAUGGAACAUAUUAUAACUUGAUGUUGUUUGAAAAUAUUGGGUACAUAAGAUAUGCUCUCUUCAGUUUGGGAUGUAUUCUAUAUUGUGCUAUCAUAUUUUUUAAUGCCCUUGUUAUUCUUGCAAUAUUUCUGGAAAGGUCAUUACACCAGCCCAUGUACCUUCUGAUUACAAGUCUGUCCAUCAACUCUAUGUAUGGUACUGCUGCCUUUUUCCCAAGGUUACUAACAGACUUGCUAUCUGAUACACACACCAUUUCCCGUGAAGCAUGUCUCUUACAAGCUUUUGUCAUUUACUCGUAUGCGUCAAAUGAGAAUACAAUAUUAAUGUUAAUGGCAUUUGACAGAUUUGUAGCAAUCUGUAAACCUUUACAAUACAACAACAUAAUGACUCCUAGGGUUCUAAUGGUUUUAAUAGCAUUUAGCUGGAUUUAUCCAAUGCUUUGUAUUGGUAUUGCUGCUUUUUUAAAUGCCAGACUGACAGUGUGUGGUAACAAAUUGUUGAAGGUGUACUGCCACAACUGGGAAAUUGUCAAGCUUUCUUGUGCAAACACUUCAGUUAAUAAUGUUUUUGGCUUUUUCAUAGUGACCACAACUGUUAUCAUGCCUUUAUGUUUUAUACUAUUUUCUUAUGUUAAAAUUCUUAUCAUUUGUAAAAGAAGCUCACCAGAGUUCAGGAGCAAAGCUUAUCAAACUUGUGUUCCACACAUAGUGAUCCUUUUAAAUUUCUCAAUUGCCCUUUUUUGUGAGGUCACUUUGAGUCGGUUUGUGAAUGUGGAACUUCCUAUAGGGCUGUCGAUUGUCCUUUCUCUGGAGUUUCUUAUUGUGCCACCGAUUCUCAACCCUCUCGUUUAUGGAUUUAACUUUCCUGAUAUUCGCAAAAAAAUCUUAUGCAUAAUAAAAGCUGUACUGUAA
This is a messenger RNA of Myxocyprinus asiaticus (Chinese sucker), 918 nucleotides long. RefSeq names its product olfactory receptor 51I2-like. Gene Ontology annotation, cellular component: membrane. Gene Ontology annotation, molecular function: olfactory receptor activity; G protein-coupled receptor activity. The transcript has a single exon. The record is from RefSeq and is a predicted model, not a curated record. Bases 1 to 918 code for a protein of 305 amino acids. Lineage: Eukaryota; Metazoa; Chordata; Actinopteri; Cypriniformes; Catostomidae. Gene Ontology annotation, biological process: G protein-coupled receptor signaling pathway.